Monascus purpureus is the source of this 4630-nucleotide messenger RNA. NCBI's taxonomy places the organism in Eukaryota, Fungi, Ascomycota, Eurotiomycetes, Eurotiales, Aspergillaceae. The record is from the annotation of a GenBank genome assembly.
CAACAAACCAAAUCGCAUCUAGUUCCUUCCAAUCGACUUAAAUCAAUUAACCGACAACCUCUCAAUGGUGUAGCCGCCAUGGCAGCAGCUCGCGCCAAAUUGGAAGAGCUAAGGGCUCUCCGCGCCGCCGGAAAGAAGCGUCUCUCGACGUACGAAGUCGAGGAACAAGGCGAUAUAUACGAUGAAGUCGACGAUGAAGGAUACAAGAAGAUCAUCCGCAAUCGACUGGACGAGGACGACUUCGUGGUCGAUGACAAUGGUCAGGGCUACGCGGACGAUGGUCGGGAAGUCUGGAACGAGCGCGCGGCCGGUUAUGGGUAUGAUAGCGAGAGCGAUGGUGAAGAACUACCCUUAAGGGGUAAGGCGGCGAAAAGGAAACGAGAGGAGGAAAAGCAGAAGAAGGAGAAGAUGAAUAAUGGUAUUGCUAAAUACCUUACCAGUAAAACGGCAGCUCCUCCUAAGCCGAAGCCUGUUGCUACCGCAGAGGAUGAGGCUUUCAUCGCUGAUCUUCUGGGAGAAGUUGAUACAAACGUUAUCCCCAGCCGUGUGCCGACGAAGAAUAUAGUGAAGUCAGAGACUCGGCGAAAAGUUCGGAUUCUUUCGCCACCAUUAUCGCUGAGAGAUUCCUCCGGAAAAUCCAAGAAGAUAAAGGAUGAUAACUCUACCCAAGACUCUCAUACUGAAAAGCAACAGGAGCUUCGUUCGGAUGACGACGAUGGCCCGCUCCCGCAGAUGGACGGUGACGAUGUGCCUAUGAGUGAUCCGGCACCGUCUUCUCCUUUGAACAAAGCGGUUGAACGGAAAGCAUCGGCUACUAUCAAGAAAGAGGAACCCGAAGAGGACGAUGAUGUGAUGGAUAUUGCGGAGGCUACUGGGGGUUUGAACAGUAGUGCAACGAGGGUCAACAUGGCUGGUAGUCGCCCGCCUGCAAAAGUAAAGUCUAUCUAUCCAUCUCCAGCAAGCUCAUCGCCCCCAAGACCAACUUCUGAUGUUGUGGAUGCAUCCUGGAAUGACGUGAGAAGCAAAUUGAACGUUCUCAGCAGCCCUGCACCGGAGGUGCGAACGUUUGGUAAAGUACAGGCCCAGGAUGUUGUUGAGGAAGAUGGCAGCCUUCGCAUGUUUUGGUUGGACUACACUGAAGUCAAUGGUAGCCUAUGUCUGUUUGGAAAAGUGAAAAAUAAACAGACCGGUUCCUAUGUCAGUGCCUUCAUUAAAGUCGACAACAUCUUGAGAAAACUCUACUUUCUCCCGCGACAGGUCAGACAGAAACAUGGAAGGGACACUGAUGAAGAGGUGGAUAUGGAAGACGUCUAUACAGAAGUAGACGGGAUGAUGUCGCGACUCAGGGUUGGCAUGCACAAAAUCAAGCCAUGCACACGGAAAUACGCCUUCGAACUACCUGGUAUCCCAAAAGAGGCAGAGUAUUUGAAACUGCUGUAUCCUUACGACAAACCUGCUCUGGCAAUGGACACCACAGGGGAAACCUUUUCCCAUGUUUUCGGCACUAAUACGUCACUGUUUGAACAAUUCGUCUUGUGGAAGAAUAUCAUGGGCCCUUGCUGGCUGAAAAUUGAAGAUGCUGAUUUCUCUGCCGUCAAUAAUGCAUCUUGGUGCAAGUUUGAAUGUCAAGCUCCCAAACCGGCGCUCAUCAGCACUGUCUCGGACUCUGAGAACUUGGACGCUCCGCCUCUUACGCUUAUGGCUCUUUCCUUUAGGACUCAACUCAACGUGAAGGAGAAUAAACAAGAGAUUCUGAUAGCAAGUGCAAGAGUGUACGAAAGCGUCUCUAUUACAGAUCCUACGCCGCCGGAGAAGCUCCCCUGCAAGACGUUUACUGUCAUGCGACCUUCCGGGUCUGGUUACCCUGUGGGAUUCGAGGCAGAAACGCGAAAGCAACGGGGUGUGUUCAUGCUGGAAAAGAGCGAGCAGUUCUUACUUAGCAAAUUCCUGGCGUUAUUUGAACGGAUGGAUCCCGAUGUUCUAAUGGGCCAUCAACUACAGGAUGUUGAUCUGAGUAUUCUACUGGACAGAAUGAAAGAGAAAAAGACUCCAGGCUGGCAUCGUAUUGGACGAAUGAAGCGUGGAGAAUGGCCGAAGAACUUUGGCAGAAGUGGAGGCUUUUUUGCUGAGAGACAUCUGAUUGCAGGUAGACUGAUGUGUGACCUCGCCAAUGACAUGGGAAGGUCCCUGAUGACAAAAUGUCAAUCCUGGAGUCUGAUGGAGAUGUGCGACCUCUACCUACCCCAAGGUAACUCGCGCCAGGAGUUGGACUACGAAGCUGCAUUGAAGACCUGGGCAACCAGCAAAGAAGGUCUCAUGAACUUCGCUAAUCAUUGCGAUACGGAUACAUACUUUAUAGCUGCAUUGGUGCUACGAUUGCAGAUGUUAUCCCUGACCAAGGUUCUCACGAACAUUGCCGGUAACUCCUGGGCUAGAACGCUCAGCGGUACUCGUGCUGAACGUAAUGAAUACAUUCUGCUGCAUGAGUUCCACCGGAACAAGUAUAUCUGCCCCGACAAGUACUCGAACAGGCAGCAACAAAAAGCACAAGAGAAGGUCCCAGAGGGUGAUGAGGAUGAGUCAGUGGAUAAGAAAAAGAAAGACAAGUACAAAGGUGGUCUCGUCUUUGAACCCGAAAAGGGUCUCUAUGACAAGUUUGUCCUUGUUAUGGACUUCAACAGUCUGUACCCCAGUAUUAUUCAGGAGUACAAUAUCUGUUUCACAACCGUGGAUCGAUCUUCAACGUCCCAGAAUGAAAAUGAUGAGAAAGUGCCGGAGGUGCCUUCUUCAGACCAAGAGCAGGGUAUUCUUCCUCGUCUUAUCGCGACAUUGGUUGGACGUCGACGAGAAGUGAAGAAACUGAUGAAAUCCAAGCGAGCUACCGCCGAGGAACUUGGUCUGUGGGACACAAAACAGCUGGCUUUAAAGCUGACGGCAAACUCCAUGUAUGGUUGCUUGGGUUAUACCCAGAGCCGGUUCUAUGCACGCCCACUGGCUAUGCUCACGACCUUCAAGGGUCGUGAGAUUCUGAGAAGCACCAAGGAUCUUGCAGAAUUGAAACACUUGAGAGUGAUAUACGGUGAUACUGACUCAGUCAUGAUCAACACCAACAUGGACAACAUCAGUGAUGCACUCAAGGUUGGUGAGGAAUUUAAGAAAUCAGUCAACGAACGAUAUAGGUUGUUGGAGAUUGACAUUGAUAAUAUCUUCCGUCGCCUUCUGCUGCAUGCCAAAAAGAAGUAUGCGGCCAUCAACACGACCGAGGUUGAUGGUAAAUAUGUCGAUAAGCUGGAGGUCAAGGGUCUGGAUAUGAAACGGCGUGAAUUCUGCACCUUGUCGAAAGAGGUGUCGUCCAAGAUUCUAAACGAAGUACUGUCGGGCGAGGACCAAGAGGCCAGCCUCAACCGCGUCCAUGAACAUCUCCAGGACUUGGCGACUAAGAUGAGGGAGUUUGCGAUUCCCGUUCAGAAAUACGUGAUUUACACGAAACUAUCUAAGAGGCCAGAAGAAUACCCGAACAAAGAAACCAUGCCUCCAGCACAGGUAGCACUUCGGGAAAUUGCCCGUGGGAAAACCGUCAGACCUAACGACGUGAUUGCGUAUAUCGUCACGAGUGGUGAUUCAGAGACGGCCUCUCUGCCGCCGGCAAAGCGCUCCUAUGCCCCUCAAGAUGUGCUGAAGCGGGACUCUGGCCUGAAGCCAGAUAUCGAAUACUAUCUUCUCAAGCAGAUAUUUCCCCCAAUCGAGCGUCUCUGUGCUCCGAUUCCGGGUACCGAUGCGGUUCGGUUAGCCGAGUGUUUGGGCCUGGACGUCCGCAAAUACCAGAUCCAUACUACAAGUUCAAGCAACCGACAAGAUACCGAAAUCUUCCCAUUAGAAUCGCAGAUACCGGAUUCGGUUCGUUUUGCAGAUGCUGCGCGACUCAACUUGCGCUGUCGAUUCUGCGGGGAGAAGUCCGUCUUCGAAGGAUUGGUGGCUUCGUCGCACAUGUGCACACCCCACGGUCUCGUCUGUGGGAAGCAAGAUUGCAAGAAACCAUUCUCGGUUCUGUCCAUCAUCGCACAGCUGGAAAGCCAGAUUCGAGAGCAAACGGCACAGUACUACGAAGGUUGGCUGGUCUGUGACGACCCAUCAUGUGGAAACCGAACCCGGCAGAUCUGUGUGUACGGGCAUCGUUGUCUCGGGCCCCGUGGUCGCGCUGAGGGCUGCCUGGGUCGAAUGUCGUACGAAUACUCUGAAAAGCAGCUAUACAAUCAACUUCUGUACUUUGCGUGCCUAUGGGACGUUGACAAAGCCAAGGCUGCUGCAGUGAAAGAGGCUAGCGGGGAGCAGAAGGAUAGCUUAGCAGCUCUUGUGGAGUUCAAUCGUACCAGAUUCGACACCAUAAAGGGUGUCGUGGAAGGCUAUUUGAAGAAAUGUGGAAGACAAUGGGUCGAGAUGGAUAGCUUGUUCCGCUUCAUGCUGGCAUAGUCUACUCGAGUUCAAGUGACAUUUUUGUAUAUAUGUUUAUCUGGGUGCUGGGAAGGUUCGGGACUUUGAUUGUUUCCAUGUUACGUUCAGGGAUAAUGUCAUUAUACAUUUUGUUUUGAUGAAUGAUGUAGAUGAUUUGUAUCUGACAAUCUCCUUUUCC